AUGCGUUUACGGGAUGGCAAUACUGCUGAAGAGAACAAAAGAAUAAAAGAGUUUAGUGACUGGCAACUUGCUGUUGGAGAUACCAUCUCUCCUGGUGAAGUUAAUCAGGAAUCAAAAGUCGAGAUACCUGAUCAGUUUGUUGUCCGUAAUGAAGGUAGGCAUCAAAUUGAGACGCUGUUUGAUAUUGUUUAUAAGGAUUUUGAAAGUAGUAUGAACUCAAAGUCAUAUCUGAGUUCGAGAGCAAUCCUAACUCCUACAAAUGUUUGGGUUGAGGAUAUCAAUACGAGAGUUCUUGAAAAGAUUCCGGAUAUGCCGUGCCUUCCCAAGCACGAUCUGAAAGUCAAGGUUGGCGCGGUUGUUAUGCUGAUGCGCAACUUGAAUCAGAUUUUAGGGUUAUGCAAUGGAACUAGGAUGAUAAUUACAGACUGUAAGAAAAAUAGUAUUGAGUGUGAGAUUCUAUGUGGUUCACAAAUGGGGUCCAGGCACCUCAUACCAAGAAUUGAUAUGAUUCCAAGCGACACUAAUCUUCCAUUUGAUUUUACGAGGACUCAGUUUCCACUACAGUUGUACGUGGCAAUCUCGCGGGUCACAUCCCCGAGUGGACCUCACAUAUUGAUUGAUGAUGACAAUGGAUCCAGCACCAACGUUACAGCGAAUGUUGUCUUCGAGGAGGUUUUUUACAAUCUUCCCAGCUUAAAUGAUUGA
Messenger RNA from Daucus carota subsp. sativus, 705 nucleotides. RefSeq lists its product as uncharacterized. The record is from RefSeq and is a predicted model, not a curated record. Gene Ontology annotation, cellular component: replication fork. Bases 1 to 705 code for a protein of 234 amino acids. Lineage: Eukaryota; Viridiplantae; Streptophyta; Magnoliopsida; Apiales; Apiaceae. The transcript is spliced from 3 exons. Gene Ontology annotation, biological process: DNA replication.